Molecule: messenger RNA, 2295 nt
Organism: Dromaius novaehollandiae (emu)
Lineage: Eukaryota; Metazoa; Chordata; Aves; Casuariiformes; Dromaiidae
Gene: DMWD
Product: DM1 locus, WD repeat containing
Exons: 4
Coding region: 57-1943 (628 amino acids)
Molecular function (GO): protein binding
Source: RefSeq, a predicted model, not a curated record
GUUGCUAAGGGCGGGGCUCACUUCCGGCCGGGCGGGCGACGCCUUCCGGCGGGAAGAUGGCGGCGGCGGCGGGGGGCCCCGCGGCGGCGGCGGCGGACGGGCCCGCGGCGCUGCCGGCGCAGCCGCACGAGCUCAAGAGCCAGUUCCGGACGCGCGAGGGCUCGUACCGGCUCCUGGCGCCGCCGGGCCCCGAGCCGCGGGCCCGCGCCGGCCCCGCCGCCGCCCCGGGGCCUUCGCCGCCCGCCGCCGCGCCGCCCCCCGGCCCCGCCGCCGCUGCCGCCGCCGCCGCCGCCGCCGCCGCCCCGGGCCCCGCCGCCGCGCUGCCGCCCGUGCGGCUCUCCAUGGUGCGGCUGGCGCUGCCCGCCGCCGCCGCCGAGGAGCCGGGCGAGGCCGCCGAGCGGAGCCGCGUCUGCUUCAACCUCGGCCGCGAGCUCUACUUCUACGGGGGCACCGGGCCCGGCGGGCGCGGCAGCCGGCGGUGCCUGGACCUGCACAAGCCCAUCGACAAGCGCAUCUACAAGGGCACCCAGCCCACGUGCCACGACUUCAACCAGUUCACGGCCGCCCGCGACACCAUCGCCCUGCUCGUGGGCUUCUCCGCCGGGCAGGUGCAGUACCUCGACCUCGCCAGGAAGGACGCCGGCAAGCUCUUUAACGAGGAGCGCCUCAUCGACAAGACCAAAGUCACCUUCCUCAAGUGGCUGCCGGAGACGGAGAGCCUCUUCCUGGCGGCGCACGCCAGCGGCCACCUCUACCUGUACGACGCGGAGCAGCCGUGCGGCUCGGCGCCGCCCCAGUACAGCCUGCUCAAGCAGGGCGAGGGCUUCCGCGUCUUCGCCUGCAAGGGCAAGGCCGCCCGCAACCCCCUGGCCAAGUGGGCGGUGGGCGCCGGCGCCCUCAACGAGUUCGCCUUCUCGCCCGACGGCCGCCACCUGGCCUGCGUCAGCCAGGACGGCUGCCUGCGCGUCUUCCACUUCGACGCCAUGCUGCUGCAGGGCAUGAUGAGGAGCUACUUCGGCGGGCUGCUCUGCGUCUGCUGGAGCCCCGACGGGCGCUACGUGGUGACGGGCGGCGAGGACGACCUGGUGACGGUGUGGUCCUUCGCCGAGGGCCGCGUGGUGGCCCGGGGCCACGGCCACAAGUCGUGGGUCAACGCCGUGGCCUUCGACCCCUUCACGGGCGGCGCCGAGGAGGAGGAGGAGGAGGCGGCGGCGGAGCUCAGCGGCAGCGAGGACGAGGCGGCGGCCGAGGCGCCCGCCCGCCUGCGGGCCGGCAGCACCCUCUCGCGCCUCUCCAAGCGCGGCGGCCCCUCCGUCACCUACCGCUUCGGCUCCGCCGGCCAGGACACCCAGUUCUGCCUGUGGGACCUCACCGAGGACGUCCUCUACCCGCGGCCGCCCCUCUCGCGCGCCCGCACCCUCACCGGCCCCCUCGGCGGCGGGGCGGCGGCGGGCGACGGGCCCGGCCUGCCCCGCUCGCUGUCGCGCUCCAACAGCCUGCCGCACCCGGCGGUGACGGGCGCCGCCAAGACCCCCGCCGCGCCCGACCCCGCCGUCCCCCCCAAAUUCGCCACGCUGACGCUGCAGGAGCGCAAGGAGCGCGCCGGCGACAAGGAGCACAAGCGCUACCACAGCCUGGGCAACAUCAGCAAGAGCGGCGAGAAGGCCGCCGCCGCCGCGGCCACCGCCGCCGGUGUCCCCAAGGGCCAGCUGGACGCGGCCAAGGUGCUGGGCACCGCCCUGUGCCCCCGCCUGCACGAGGUGCCGCUGCUGGAGCCGCUGGUGUGCAAGAAGAUCGCCCACGAGCGCCUCACCGUCCUCCUCUUCCUCGAGGACUGCAUCAUCACCGCCUGCCAGGAGGGGCUCAUCUGCACCUGGGCCAGGCCUGGCAAAGGCAGCCUGGCCUCGCAGAACGGCGGCUCGCCCAGCGGCACCGUGGUAUAGCCGGCGCGACGCCCUCCGCCCGGGGACCGUCCCCCCCCCGUGUCCCCCCCCGGUGCCACCGCCGCGGGCGGCCCCUCCCCAUGGACCUCAGCGGCGGGGGGAGGGGGUCCCGUCCCCCCCCUUCCCUCGCCCUCUCGAUACUACUGAUGCGCCCGGGGGGGCCGCUGGCACCCGCUGUGUCCCCCCCCCCCGGUGACCGAGCAGUGUUAACGGUGGCGGCACCCCCCCCCCCCUCGCUGCACGGGGGGGCCGGGGCGCCCUGUGCCUUCGUCACUUUACUGUCCCCGCCGCCGCCGCCGCGGGGUAAGUUAUGGAACCGACUUAUUUAUACUAAAAAAGACCAUUUUUCGCA